UUGUACCAUAGCCUAAGGAAGGCCAUUAAACCGAAGAAAAAAAGAAUCAAGGUGAUCAACAGAGCAGUGUGGAGAUUGAAAGUACUGAACAUUGGCAAUCAUCACUACUUACAUGAUCAGGGAUGAUGGGGCGAGCGAUGGAUGGACAGCAGCCGUCUCAUGGAAUCACAGAGAAAGAAGAGAGAGAUCUCAGGAAAUUCACCAAGUUUCUUGCUUUGAAGGCAAUACAGGUGAUUGUACAAUCAAGGACAGGAGAGAAAACAAAUACAAGAUCUAAAUCUAAUACCGAUGGUACAGACUGGUUCAAUCUUGCCAUUCCGGAGAAGGCCACAGUCAAGUCACAUGCCAAGAAACUUCUCAUGACGGACAUACCGAGGGCGGGCUACCCUCUCAAUGUAGAGAUCACUCUGGAAACAGCAGAGGGAGAUAAGAUGGUUCUGGAGUCGUGGAGCCUGGCUGUUAACGAUACCGUUGACCCUAACACCAAGGUCCACUACACGGUGUAUAACCGUAUGGGUCUCCUGCUCAAGUCUCUCAUCUGUGUGUCCAGAGUGACACCAGCAUACAGGAUAGCUAGAAGACAGGGUACAGGAGACUACAGGAUACUGUCAAGGGUCUUCUUUGGAGAGACCAAGCUCUCUUUGCUUGGAGAAGACUUCAGCUCAGUGCAAGUUGGUAGCGUCCCCACUCCUGUCGGUACCGUCAUACUAAACGUUGCUUACAGGACAAAACUUACUAUAUCAACAUCCAGACACAUCUCGAGGGUGAGAGCACCUGUCCCCCUGAAGGAGGAUCAUUAUAGUACCAGUCCAUCUCAUAAAGGUCCAGGACCUGGUUUGCCCGUAGGAACCAAACCAAGUAUCGGUAUUGAAGACUCCAACACAACCCUUGAUAGUUCACAGGAUUACAUUGUCGGCUCCUUCUCGACCUCUCCUCCUGAUAACUAUGCCUUCCCAUCCAGAGGAGAUCAGGCCACGCCUAGCCCUGUCAGGGGGAGGGGUGCAUCAGAAGACAGACUGACCAAACCACCUAGUUCAUCUACACCAGGUGGCUUUGACUUACCGGGGAGGCUUGGACCCUUUGCAAGUCCAAAGAAUGUAGCAGGCUCGGAAAGUCUCAUCUCUGAUGACAUCCCUUUCGGCUCCUUGCUUCAAGAGGUUGGGGGUAGCAUGGCCGAUAAAUUCAUCGUGACAGGGAAUGAAGAUCAACCGAGUGCUCAAGAGGGUGCAGACCAACCAGACUGGACAGGCUUGGAUCUAUCACAGCACUCUAACAAAUCAAGCUUGCCGUCUGAUAGUGAUGACUUUGUCAUGGUUGAUCUGAACCCCGCUUUUGCCAAGCAAGACACUAGCAGUGACCUAGUAGCUUUCUGCUGUCAGUUUCAACAAGCUCCGCCUCUAGAACUCUUUGACCACCAACCCACUCUAGGAGAAACACUGAGUAAGCUUCCAGAAAGGCUAGCGCAGUUCAAGGAAAAUGAAUCCGAGUUUGAUGCCUUUGUGGCCAGUCUCCAAAGGGAUGUUGAUGAAUACAGUGACUAAGAGCUGAGAUGAAAUCAUUAUCGCCAUCAGUUUCAUCAUGACGUCAUUAUCCUCUGCCUCCUCCUC
Strongylocentrotus purpuratus (purple sea urchin) is the source of this 1607-nucleotide messenger RNA. It is a transcript of the gene atg13, whose product is annotated as autophagy-related protein 13. The record is from RefSeq and is a predicted model, not a curated record. The transcript has 13 exons. The coding region runs from base 123 to 1541 and encodes 472 amino acids. Lineage: Eukaryota; Metazoa; Echinodermata; Echinoidea; Camarodonta; Strongylocentrotidae. Gene Ontology annotation, cellular component: phagophore assembly site; Atg1/ULK1 kinase complex; extrinsic component of membrane. Gene Ontology annotation, biological process: mitophagy; protein localization to phagophore assembly site; autophagosome assembly.